CCUCUCUCUGGCAGUGCCUGCUUUCAAUUUAAUAUUCCUUUUUGUAAUUUCCUCUUCCUUGAACUGAAGGCAACGGGUAAACAUGGCGCCGGUCCCUGUGAAAAAGAACAAAGGAUCGGCAGGUAAAAAGCAACACCUUCGUGGCAAGGGUCAAAAGAAGAAAGGUUCAACUAAGUUUACUAUUGAUUGUACACAUCCUGUUGAAGACAACAUCAUGGAUGUUGCAAACUUUGAGAAGUACCUUCAGGAACGUAUCAAAGUAAAUGGCAAGACAAACAAUUUUGGUAACAACGUUACUUUGGAGCGGAAUAAGAUGAAACUUUCCGUGAACAGCGAUGUUGACUUUUCCAAGCGGUAUUUAAAGUAUUUAACAAAGAAAUACCUAAAAAAAAAUAAGCUUCGUGACUGGUUGCGAGUUGUCUCUAAGGACAAGGAAACCUAUGAACUACGAUACUUCCAAAUCAAUAGCCAAGACGACGACGAUGAAGAAGAUGCAGAGUAAAUGGUUUUUCACUUAUCACAAUAAUUUUGAAUAAGUGUACAUAAUUGACUUAAAUAAAUGUCACAAAAAUGACUUCAAUUUUA
This is a messenger RNA of Orussus abietinus, 585 nucleotides long. RefSeq names its product 60S ribosomal protein L22. Gene Ontology annotation, biological process: cytoplasmic translation. Gene Ontology annotation, cellular component: ribosome. Gene Ontology annotation, molecular function: RNA binding; structural constituent of ribosome. The record is from RefSeq and is a predicted model, not a curated record. Lineage: Eukaryota; Metazoa; Arthropoda; Insecta; Hymenoptera; Orussidae. The coding region runs from base 83 to 502 and encodes 139 amino acids. The transcript is spliced from 4 exons.